AUGCAAAACUAUUCUAUAAAUUCAUUCCAAAAAAGAGGAUAUACUAUUAAGGAAAUAAAGUACCAUAACUUUAUUCUUUCAAGAAUUUUUAGCGUAUCUUUCCUUUUUUUACUUUUUCUUUUUCUUCAUGAUAGUCAUAAUCACCUAAAUAUGAUAUGUUUAGAGUUUCAAUUCAAGCAUAUUUUUUCUAGGAAAUUAGCUGAAUUAAAUGCUCAGGAAAAUGAUGAGCGUUUUGAAGAAGUUCCUGGAUUUAAUGGUGAUAAUUCAAGCAAUUCAACUUCAUUUGGAAGUGUAAGUUCAGCAGAACUUAUGUCAUUGUGGAAUGAUAUGCGUUUACAAAAAGAAAGAAAAUUAAAUGACACACUUUCAUCAUUAUUGGAUGAACUGAAUAUGCGUGCAAAUUUUUAUGGAAUAAGUGAUAGUAAAAUAAAUGAUAUGUGGUCAUUUAUUACAAAAGAAGCUUAUAUAAAGGUAAUCCAAAUUAAUCAAAAAAUUGAUGAUAAAUUAAGCAUCAUUACUACGGAUGGAUCAUGUACAUUCGAGAAUAAACAGAAAUUUAUAUGGGAGGCAAAUUUUACAUGGAAUCAUCUAAUUUACUGUAUAGAAAGACGAUUUUUUAGAUGUUUCAGUAAUUUAAAUUUAAUGAAUUAA
This is a messenger RNA of Plasmodium gallinaceum, 651 nucleotides long. Its product is annotated as Plasmodium exported protein, unknown function. The record is from RefSeq and is a predicted model, not a curated record. Bases 1 to 651 code for a protein of 216 amino acids. Lineage: Eukaryota; Apicomplexa; Aconoidasida; Haemosporida; Plasmodiidae. The transcript is spliced from 2 exons.